Messenger RNA from Strongylus vulgaris, 1277 nucleotides. NCBI's taxonomy places the organism in Eukaryota, Metazoa, Nematoda, Chromadorea, Rhabditida, Strongylidae. The record is from the annotation of a GenBank genome assembly.
AUGCAGUCAACUGUCCAGCUGGCUACGUUAUUGGAACCAGUGAUUUUUGCUAUAAGGUUUACAGCACUUACUCCAAUUACCGUGACGCUUCCGCUCAAUGCCUCAGUUAACAGCUUCGUCCAAGAUUUGGCUGAGAAAUCUGGCACAGUGAUUUGGUUAGGUCUGAGGUGUCCCGAUACAAACGUAAAUAAUUGCAGAUGGGAGGAUGGCAUGGGCGCCCCAGCUCCAUACAAUGCUUUUUAUCCAGGUAACCCUAGUGGAAUUGGCGAAUGCGUACUCAUGAUGGUCAGUGGAACAGCUAGUGGAAGAUGGAUUACAGGGGAUUGUAAUAGUAUGCAGAUUGGAUUCGCCUCAAACUGUGGUGAUUACGAUUUACUUGGCAGCUACUGCUAUAAAGGCUACAGUCAGACACCACUGUCGCAGUAUGAGGCAGAGUCUUUCUGUCAAAACGAAUGCGGCCAUCUUGUGUCUAUUCAUAGCUCAAGUGAAAAUCAAAUGAUUACGAACUUCUACGCAAACAACGUGAAUUACAUUCGAAUUGGUUUGGAAUCGAAAUACAACGUUUACGCAUGGUCAGACAGGACAAAUUUCGAUUACAGUAAUAUAGGGUACGAGAAUGCAGCUCUUGGCGACUGCGUAGUGUUGUCCGCCGUGUACGAAAUGGUCAAUCGUGGACAGUGGAUUUCCGCUUCAUGCGACCAAAAAUUGCCAUUUAUAUGCAAAAGAAGAGAAGGUGACUGCGAAAUAUCUACAGUUGGAACAACAUCACUGGCAACACUAGCUCCAACUACUUGCAGUUCUCCCCAAUUUUUCAAUCAGAAUGGCACCGUAAUCACAUUUUCUUCUACUCACCCGGUUUCCCGUAUUCGUACAGUAACUCGAAAGCGUGCUACUAUACUCUUACAGUCGCUCAAGGACAAAAGCUCUUGGCGACUGCGUAGUGUUGUCCGCCGUGUACGAAAUGGUCAAUCGUGGACAGUGGAUUUCUGCUUCGUGCGACCAAAAAUUGCCAUUUAUAUUAUAACUAGCACACCUAUUGACAACACCUACUUCUCUUCGACGACCAACGUUAUGAAGAUGAUUUUCUUGGCUGGAAGUGAUGCAGCAGGAAUAAAUAGAUGGGAAGCAGAAUUUCAUUCCAAACCAGACGUCGGCCAUUACAUCUCUCCCGGAGGCGUAGGCAUUGGCUUAGUUUUGUUCCAGAAAUGCUCUGACUUCUUCAAAACACUGCCGCUAAGUGAUGUAGAGCUUCAGAAUUAUCUGAAGGUUUUUUGAAU